This is a messenger RNA of Zingiber officinale, 1645 nucleotides long. RefSeq names its product probable 1-acylglycerol-3-phosphate O-acyltransferase. Bases 209 to 1417 code for a protein of 402 amino acids. Gene Ontology annotation, molecular function: A2-type glycerophospholipase activity. The record is from RefSeq and is a predicted model, not a curated record. NCBI's taxonomy places the organism in Eukaryota, Viridiplantae, Streptophyta, Magnoliopsida, Zingiberales, Zingiberaceae. The transcript has 9 exons.
GGCUACAUUACCCGGCCCCCGAUGCCGCCGCCGCCUCCUCGCCCAAUUCGUAGGGAUCGAAACGAGUAAACAAUUAAUAUAUCACCACAAAUUCUUCUUGGUUCUUUUUUUAGAUCCAUCGUCGAUCGAGCAAGCAGCCUUCCUUCGGCUUCAAAGUUGAAAUUUCAGCGGCGGGCGAAGGGAAAGAAGGAAUUAAGGGCUCCGUCGGAUGAGCAGAAGUUCUGUGACAGCAGCGAGAAUGGCGGAGGAGAUCAGCAGGACUGCUGCUACGGAGUCUUCUUCGUCAACGGCGGCGUCAAAGAGGUGGACGUGGGCGUCGAAGCUCCGGUGGAUCCCGACCUCCACCGAUCUCAUCGUCGCGGCCGAGAAGCGCCUCCUGUCCUUCGUCAAGACAAGUUAUGUUCAAGAGCAGGUCAAUAUUGGCCCUGGACCACCAGACUCGAAAGUUAGGUGGUUCAGAUCUUCCAGUGAUCAGCCACGGUUUAUUAAUACAAUAACAUUUGAUAGCAAGGAGGAUUCUCCCACUCUUGUUAUGGUGCAUGGCUAUGCUGCUUCUCAGGGAUUCUUUUUAAGAAACUUUGAUGCACUUGCUACUCGUUUUCGAGUGAUUGCCAUCGAUCAACUUGGUUGGGGUGCUUCAAGUCGACCAGACUUUAAUUGUAAAAGCACAGAAGAGACUGAGGCGUGGUUCAUUGAUUCUUUUGAGGAAUGGCGUAAAGCCAAAAAUCUUGACAAGUUUAUUUUGCUUGGACAUUCUUUUGGAGGCUAUGUUGCAGCAAAGUAUGCGCUGAAGCAUCCUGAACAUGUUCAGCAUCUGAUUUUGGUUGGCCCUGCUGGUUUUUCAUCAGAGUCCGAACAUAUGUCAAAGGAGUUGGCCAAAUUUAGAGCUACUUGGAAAGGGGCGUUUAUAAAUCAUCUUUGGGAGUCCAAUGUGACUCCUCAAAAGUUCAUCAGAGGAUUAGGUCCUUGGGGCCCCAAUCUUGUUCAAAGAUAUACAAGUGCUAGAUUUGGCUCAUAUUCAACUGGUGAGGUAUUAACUGAGGAGGAAUCCAAAUUGUUGACAGAUUAUACAUACCACACUUUAGCUGCCAAGGCAAGUGGAGAAUUGUGCUUAAAGCACAUUUUUUCAUUCGGAGCAUUUGCUAGGAAGCCUCUUUUAGAUUGUGCCUCGGAUUGGAAAGUUCCCACCACCUUCAUUUAUGGUUUUCAAGAUUGGAUGAACUAUCAAGGUGCACAACAAGCUCGAGAAGGCAUGAAAAUGCCUUGUGAAAUCAUAAGGGUUCCUGAGGCAGGGCAUUUUGCAUUCAUCGAUAAUCCUUCUGGAUUUCAUUCAGCGGUCUUCUAUGCUUGUCGGAAAAUUCUUUCCCCGAGUCAUGGCAAUGCUAUACCUUUUCCUCAUGGUUUGUCAUCAGCAUAGUUUGAUGCACUUCUUGCAGGGUGCAAAAAUUGCACAAGAGGAUUGGCUAUAAAGGAGAGAAUGGUGAAACGUAUUCUUGAUGGCAUCUGUAUUCUGUACUGUGUUAAAGUUGUGAUAUACCCCUUCUGCUACUGUAUCUAUUGGUGGUCUUUUAUAAUAAACGAACGGUGAAUGUAGCAAACCAAUUGGAUCAUUUAUUUCUAGUCGAAUAAGUUACUUUGUUGCUAA